GACCAAAGGCCGGGCCGUGGGUGGCUUUCCCCGCGGGAAUUCCGGGCCUGGGUCGCAAGAGGCGGUGUGGGGGCGGAACCUGCGGGCUGCGAGGCGCCCUGGAGGAGGCGGGGGCCUCGGGGCGGCCAGAGCCGCAGGAGGACGAGGAGGAUGAGGAAGAGGCACUGCCGCACUCCGAGGCGGUGGACGUUUUCCAGGAGGGUCUGGCCAUGGUGGUGCAGGACCCGCUGCUCUGCGACCUUCCGAUCCAGGUUACUUUGGAAGAAGUCAAUUCCCAAAUAGCCCUCGAAUACGGCCAAGCGAUGACAGUCCGAGUGUGCAAGACCGAUGGAGAAGUCAUGCCUGUGGUUGUCGUCCAGAACGCCACAGUCCUGGACCUGAAGAAAGCCAUCCAGAGAUACGUGCAGCUCAGGCAGGAGCGAGAAGGAGGCGUUCAGCACAUCAGCUGGUCCUAUGUGUGGAGGACGUACCACCUGAUGGCCGCGGGAGAGAAGCUCACAGAGGACCAGAAGAAGCUCCGAGAGUCCCGGGUGCGGGGUCUCCACAGCGACUUUCCUUCUCUCUCAGUUACGGCAUCCGGAACCGGGAUGAGGUAUCUUUCAUCAAAAAGCUGCGACAGAAGUGAGUCUCCAGACAGGGACGCCUGCUGUGCUGGCGGCCAGGCUCGUCCCCAGCAGGACACCAUGGGCCACUCACUGUGCCCUUUUCCCAGAGGAGUAUGGAGAUCGCCUUACGCCAGCUGGAGCUGGCUGGACGGUCAAGGUGAACCCCGACGGCGUGGCCGAUCCCACGGGGCUGUGGGCUUGGCCCUGUGUACCGAAUAAACCUAUUUACUUCUUCGUUUGCAAA
Phacochoerus africanus (Common warthog) is the source of this 849-nucleotide messenger RNA. It is a transcript of the gene SNRNP25, whose product is annotated as small nuclear ribonucleoprotein U11/U12 subunit 25. NCBI's taxonomy places the organism in Eukaryota, Metazoa, Chordata, Mammalia, Artiodactyla, Suidae. Gene Ontology annotation, biological process: mRNA splicing, via spliceosome. The record is from RefSeq and is a predicted model, not a curated record. The transcript is spliced from 5 exons. Gene Ontology annotation, cellular component: U12-type spliceosomal complex. The coding region runs from base 210 to 824 and encodes 204 amino acids.